UAAAUACCAUAUCCUAUGUGGCACCCAGUGUUCCAGCAGUCGGUCAGUCGAUAUCACGAUUUCCAACCAACCUCACCUGGACUAAAUAGAAAAAUAUCUGUGUGUUCAUUAAGGAGUCUGGUGACCAUAUCGCCGAGAUCCAAGAAUUUUUUGCAGCAAUUUGAUAUAAUUGCUGUCAAAAUUGCUCCGCUCACAGAUAACGUUUCGGAGUACGGGGGCGGGGCUCGUGUAGUGUGGGCCAUGUCGGCAGGCGAUAGAGAAGCGGAGGCUCAGGCCAAGAAAGAAGAAGGCAGCACAAGCGAAGAUGGCAGAACAGCUGUCUUGAAACAGCACUGGUGUAUUGGGCUCAGGAUUGUGGAAUUGCUGUUCGCGGUGAUCGCGAUCGGUUUGAUGGUGGGAGCCCUCAACUCACACCAGCUGGCCAACAUCGACCACCGACACAUCGCGCUCAUAUACUCCACUUACUCCGGUUUCAUUAUAAUCGUCGGCGUUUUAAUAAUCGCUCGUUUGCUGGGCGAGUCGGCCGGCUGGCGUACAUCGCUCGGUUUUUCAAUCAUCGGUGCUGUUUUGUUCACCGCCACAGCCGCUGUUAUAUUCUACGACUGGCACAGAUCCUACUACGCGAACGUUCGUCCCAACAAACAGUUCUACGACCUUGUAAUAUCGUCCGGAGUAUUUUCUAUUAUAAACGCGGUUGUGUUCAUCGUUCACGCUUUCCUAACAUUCAAGAAGGAAGCGGAUUAUUAAUAAGAAAUAUUAUUAUAUUUAAUCGUAAUGUAAUCCACGUUUUGUUAUAUUUAUUGUAAUAGUAUUAAGGAAGAUAUUUUUAAGAUAUACUAAUUAUCAUUUUUAUUUACUCCCAAAGUGUUAGACAUAGUUUAGAAGUAAUCGGAUACUUGUACAUAAUGUUGGUUGUCCUGGAGUGUAGCUUUGUGUUUAGCUUAUAAUGAUUAUCGUAAGUGUAUGAAGUUGUCCGUGACGCAGCUAUUUUAUUAGAAAGUAUUAUCGCCUGUAAACGUUUGCUCUUGGCCGAGAAAGUGCAAGUUUAAAAAAUAUAGAAAAAGGUGUAGAAUCUAUUAAACGAUUUUAUUGACCGCUAAUGGUGACUUUCUCUUCUAAAUUUAAAAUCUUAUAUUAUUUAAUUUAAAUUUCGAAUGGAAUCUACACCGAAAUUCAUUAGUAUUAAGAUUAUUAUAAGAAAUAUAUGCUUAGAUUAUUUUUAUUUAAAUUUUUAAUAAAUAAUGCGAAUACUUAAACAUUCCUUUGUUGUCAGUGUUGCCAGAAUGUUUGCAACGAGAAAUUAAAUAACCACAUUCGGUGUUAUUUUUAAUUUAUUGUCCAAAAAUGUAUUACUUUUCUAAAUUUUUAUUAUAUUGAGUGUAACAACGUACUUAUUAAUGUUAUUUCAAAGUAAAAUUUUUGCAGAUAUUUAUUUAUUUUUAAAUUUAUUUUUAGUUAUAAGAUGUUAUUAUAAGCCAAAGCAGUAAUCAGUAUCCGUCCAGUGGUAGAUAGUUUAUGUUUAUUCAUUUUGUACCUUCACUUAUUUCACGACUGUUGAAAUGUAACGUAUUAAUUUUCUUUUUAAAAACUUUGACUUAUAUUGUAUUAAUAAUUAUAUUCUAAGUAGUAUAGAAUAACCAAAUAAAAAUUUUGGUGCAUUUAGUAUGAGAAUGUGCGUUACGAAAAAUUUACGUUUAUCGAGUUUAAAAAAAAGUUAAGAUUGUCAGAGAAUAGAAAGGAACAAAAACUCGAAUACUUUGUUGGUUAUCGUUUAAUAUAACUCAUACUAAGGGUGCUGUAAAAUAUGUUUAUUAUGUAAAAUAUAAUCCUGGCGCUAAUGCUACCUUAUGUCGCAUCCGGUAAACGGUACCGCGUAACUAAUAUAGUGUAAAUAAUAUAUUAUGAAUGUUGUGACUCGGUUGUUCGAUGCAUUAUUAUAAGAUUAAGUUAUGUAUUCGUAUCUUAAAUAAAUAAAUUAACCACCCAA
This is a messenger RNA of Danaus plexippus (monarch butterfly), 1987 nucleotides long. RefSeq lists its product as uncharacterized. The record is from RefSeq and is a predicted model, not a curated record. The transcript is spliced from 6 exons. NCBI's taxonomy places the organism in Eukaryota, Metazoa, Arthropoda, Insecta, Lepidoptera, Nymphalidae. Bases 16 to 747 code for a protein of 243 amino acids. Gene Ontology annotation, biological process: septate junction assembly.